UUCGUCGUGCGUAGCAUUUAUGGAUAGCGGACGUGUAUUUAAGUUUUGUUGUGUCGCGGGAAAAAUCGAUCGAUAAGUUGUACAUUUCACUAAUCAGCGAGUUUAUUUUUGUGAUUAAAAUUGAUGAUGAUAUAUGGGUUUUAAAAUGACGACAUUAAAAAUGCAUUUGUGUUUAUUUUUUUGCUUGUCUUUAAUUAUUUACGCAUCCAGUGAAUUCGUAUGGAAGCAUCAUAAUAAUGAAGAAUUAAUACAAGUUUUGGAGGAAGUUCAUGAGAAAUGCCCGAAUAUUACUAGGGUUUACUCUCUUUCUGAACCGUCUGUCCGUAAUGUUCCUCUAUAUGUAAUCGAAUUUUCGGACAAGCCUGGAUUCCAUCAAGCUUAUAAACCCGAGGUUAAAUACAUUGGAAAUAUUCAUGGAAAUGAAGUGCUUGGUCGGGAAUUGCUGUUAGGUUUGGCAAAUUAUUUGUGCGAUCAGUAUCUGUAUGGGGACCGCAGUAUUGUUGCUCUUAUACAUAGUACUCGUAUUCAUCUUCUCCCAUCAAUGAAUCCAGAUGGAUGGCAGUUAGCCACAGAUACGGGUGGUCAAGAUUUUUUAAUAGGCCGCAAUAACAACCAUUCUGUUGACUUAAACAGAAAUUUCCCUGAUUUAGAUGCUAUAACAUUUGAGUUUGAACGUCAGGGAGUCAAUCAUAAUAAUCACUUGUUGAAAGAUUUGGCUCGCCUUGCAGAACCUUUGGAGCCGGAGACCCGUGCUGUAAUGCGUUGGAUAAUGUCCAUCCCGUUUGUGUUGAGCGCGGCUAUGCAUGGUGGCGAUUUAGUGGCUAACUAUCCUUACGAUGCCAGCCGGAGCGGAGCACCCAUGUCGGAGUACUCUGCAAGUCCCGAUGAUGACACUUUCAGGGAGCUGGCCUUGACAUAUGCGACUGCGCACGCGGAUAUGGCUUCAGCUGCGAGGAGAGGAUGUCACACUUCCAGUUCAGAAGGUUCCUCAUACAAUUUCGGCAGGCAAGGCGGGGUUACCAAUGGCGCGGCUUGGUAUAGUUUGAAAGGAGGCAUGCAAGAUUUCAAUUAUCUAGCUACGAAUGCAUUCGAGAUCACCCUUGAACUUGGUUGUGAGAAGUAUACGGCAGAGGAGAACUUGGCUCGGGAGUGGGAGAGGAACCGCGAGGCGCUGUUAGCUUACCUUUGGAAGGCGCACGUGGGGGUGAAGGGGCUCGUCAGCGACGACUCUGGUUUCAUACAAAAUGCGGUGAUAUCCAUCGUCAAUAUAACCGGACAUUCGCCACGACCGAUACGCCACGAUGUUACUACAGGCGUGUUCGGAGAUUACUACCGCCUCCUCACACCGGGGCACUACGAGGUGACAGCUCACCACCCCGGCUACUUCCCGGUGUCGCGCGUGGUCACCGUGCCGCACUAUCAGAACAGCGCCGUCGUGCUCAACUUCAGGCUCGAGCCAACAUCGAAUUGGUUCGAUGAUGUGACAGAGUUCGGUCAGUUCCCGCACGGCCGCGGCGGGCAGGCGCGUAUCUACAAGAGGUCCAUCUUCGACACAGUCGUCAAUACCAUGCUAGAUAAGAAACCCAAAGAUUAAACGUCACCGGACUCUUUGAACACAGACAUAAAUCUUGCUAGACUGCGUGAGGGGAUCUACUUAGUGUUGCAAAAUGGUUUUUAACAAGUCAACCUCACAACUCAACACAUUCGAAAGUGUUUAAUUCUGUAUGUGAGGAGCGCAAUUAAUAAAUUAAUGUAGUGACCUGCAUCUGUAAAACAUACCAUAAAAGUUGGCUGAAAUAGGAAACUAUCAUUUAUUUCGCCUAGUUCACUUUACAGUAGGAAGAAAAAACUUAUCAUUCGUGUACAUUAACUGGCGGUAUCUGCUUGAUCUAUGUCUGUGUUUAAUAUUUUUUAAGAAACCUGGAUCAUGAAUGAAUGUGCGAGUUAUUUGUAUUAAUCAAAAAACCAAUGCGUGCGUUUCCUCACUUGAAGUGAAUAAUUAGCACGGAUUGUAAAUCAUAAUUAUUAUCAACAAUUUAAUUAGGUGUAUAAAAACUGAAUGGAUAUUUAUUAAUCAAUAUUUAAAUAUCUAUUUCAUUAAUGUAGCGUACAAUGCUGUAAAUAGGGAUUUCAUGAGAAAAUAAUUAUUACUUUUGAGGUUAUUGUCUUAUGGUAUCCUUCUAUUUACUUCAUAUUCAUAUCUAUAUAUUAAAUUAUUCAUCCAUGUUAUAAUCAUUCACAGGAAAAUGUAUUCAGGGACAUAUAAACGUAAGGUAGUCCUUCACACGAACUUUCCUUAACCUAUCUCUUCGAGUGCCAUAGAAAUAGUUGAAAUCAUUUUGUAGUUCACUUAUUUUUACAUUAAUUUGAUUUAGAAAAAGAAUUUGUUCGUAUGUAAUUUUAUUGUGUUCUUAACAUUUUACAAGUUUCUAGUCCUACUUUACCUGUUUAUUUUGUAAGCUGUAUGUAUAUAAUGAUAAGUAGUGUUUGUGUAGUCAAUGAAUAUUAAAUAUACUAUUUUAUAACUUUAAGGUUAAUUCUUUGUAGUAAAAUUAAAAUGACAUAACUUCGAUAUCUGUUGGGAACUGUGGCCGUAGUGUUCCAUCUGAGAUAAGACAACGUAAAACUAAGGAAACAUUCUUAAAUGUAUCACUUGAAUCUGUUUUCCCUUUUAUGAGCAAAUAAUUAAUUAAUUUGUCGAUAUGAAUCUUAUUAUAAUACCUACCUAUAUUUUUAAUUAAUUCAAUGAAAAUGAACUUACGGUAACUUUCCUAGGAAAUGAUGAAGGAAAAAAUUUCUUAAAGUUUAAACAAAAUGUAAAACUUUAAUAAGUGAAAUAAAUUAAUGCCAACAUUAUUAUCUAUAAAUCUAUUUGUGUAACAGUGUUAAACACUAAUAAAGU
Amyelois transitella is the source of this 2902-nucleotide messenger RNA. Its product is annotated as carboxypeptidase E-like. NCBI's taxonomy places the organism in Eukaryota, Metazoa, Arthropoda, Insecta, Lepidoptera, Pyralidae. The coding region runs from base 134 to 1594 and encodes 486 amino acids. The record is from RefSeq and is a predicted model, not a curated record. Gene Ontology annotation, biological process: proteolysis. Gene Ontology annotation, molecular function: metallocarboxypeptidase activity; zinc ion binding. The transcript is spliced from 8 exons.